CCAUACUUUUUUUUUUUUGCAUGGCUGUGAGUGCAGCCUCUAUACUCAAUCGUCUCCUUCAACUCAAAAACCUUAAACCCCAAAGCCAAUCCAACAGCCUUAAAUCCAUAACCGGAUCAAUCCUGAACCACCUUAAGUCAGGUCGUCUUCAACAAGCCGUUUCUGUUCUCUUUGCCUCCCCUGAACCCUUCCCUUACUCUCUUUACGCCCAUCUCUUCUACCUUUGUUCCGUCAAAAAAGCUAUCGUUGAAGCCCGAAAACUUGAAUCCCACUUAGUCACCUUCUCCCCAUUGCCCCCAGUGUUCCUAUUGAACCGUGCCAUUGAGACUUACGGCAAAUGUGGGUGUUUAGUUGAUGCAAGGGAACUGUUUGAUGAAAUGCCUGAACGCGAUGGGGGUUCAUGGAAUUCGAUGAUAAUGGCGUAUGCUCGAAAUGGGUUUCAUGAAAAGGCUUUGUGCUUGUUUUCGGAGAUGAGUAGGGAAGGAAUUCUGCCGAAUGAGAUCUCAUUCGCUUGUGUUUUGGGCUCUUGCGGUGUUGUUUUAGAGCUUGGCCUUUCAAGGCAAGUUCAUGCGAUGGUCGUGAAGUAUGGUUAUUGUAAAAAUGUGAUUUUGGGCAGUUCAAUUGUUGAUGUUUAUGGGAAAUGUGGGGCUAUAAGUGAUGCAAGGCAGAUGUUUGAUGAGAUUGAGAAUCCAACUGAUGUUUCCUGGAAUGUGAUUGUUAGGCGGUAUCUUGAGGUAGGGGAUGGAAAAGAGGCUGUAUUUAUGUUUUUCAAGAUGUUUCAGGAAAAUGUUAGGCCUUUGAAUUUUACAUUCUCUAAUGCUCUUGUUGCUUGUUCAAGCCUGUCUGCACUUAAGGAAGGGAUGCAAAUUCAUGGAGUUUUGAUUAAGAUUAACUUUGAGAAGGAUAAAGUGGUUUCUAGUUCACUUAUUAAUAUGUAUGUGAAAUGUGGGAGUCUAGAGAGUGCUCGUACAAUAUUUGAUAAACUUGUUUACAAGGAUUUGAUUUCUUGGACUGCAAUCAUGUCAGGGUAUGCUAUGAGUGGAAGAAGUAAAGAAGCCAGGGAGCUCUUUAAUAUAAUGCCUGAACGGAAUGUAAUCUCGUGGAAUGCAAUGUUGGCAGGGUAUAUUCGUUUGUUUCAAUGGGAAGAUGCCUUAGAGUUUGUUUUUCUUAUGCGGAGAAUGACUGAAGGCAUUGACCAUGUGACCCUUGUAUUAAUUUUAAAAGUCUGUGCUGGCCUUUCAGAUGUUGAAAUGGGGAAACAGGUUCAUGGAUUUGUCUAUAGAAAUGGGUUCUUCUCUAAUAGCUUUGUGGGUAAUGCACUUCUUGACAUGUAUGGCAAAUGUGGGACCUUGAACAGCGCCAGAGUUUGGUUUUACCAAAUGAGUCAGGGGCGGGAUGCUGUUUCUUGGAAUGCUUUGUUGACUAGCUAUGCUCAGCAUCAGAGGAGUGAACAGGCUAUUACAUUUUUUAGUGAGAUGCAAUGGGAGUCAAAACCAAGCAAAUUUGUAUUUGGAACCCUUCUGGCAGCUUGUGGAAAUAUAUUUGCACUUAAUCAAGGCAAACAAAUCCAUGGAUUCAUGGUUAGAAAUGGUUAUGAGCUGAAUAUGGUGAUAAGAGGAGCUUUGGUUGGCAUGUACUGUAAAUGCCGUUGUGUUUUAUAUGCUCUCAUAAUUUUCAAAGAGGCAGAUUCACGUGAUGUGGUUCUUUGGAACAUCAUGAUUUUUGGAUUUUGUCACAAUGGAAAGGGCAGAGAGGCACUUGAAUUGAUUGAUUUGAUGGAUGAGGAAGGUGUCAAACCAGACCAUGUCACAUUUCAUGGUAUUCUGCUUGCAUGCAUAUGUGAGCAUGAAGCAGAGCUAGGUAAGCAGUAUUUUAAUUCAAUGAGCAAUGAAUAUUGCAUUAUACCCCGGAUGGAGCACUAUGAGUGUAUGAUUGAACUCUAUAGAAGGUGUGGUUGCAUGGAGGAGCUUGAGAAAUUUAUUAAGAAUAUGCCAUUUGUGCCAACUGUUGCAAUGUUAACAAGAGUCUUUGAUGCAUGCAAAAAGCAUGGUGCUGUGAGGUUUGGAGAAUGGGCUGCUGAACUACAUAAUCAAUUGAAUCCUUCUACUCCACUAAGAUUUGAACUCGAGAACAGAAGGAAAAUAGAAACGGCGCAUCAAAUAUUCUUGCUUUGUGUAGGGAACAAAGAAACAUUUGCUCCAUGCAUGCGCCCUUUCCUAAAACCAAUUUAUUGGUCUCAAAAACCCUUUACUUCUCACUACACUAACCUCAUAAAACACUCUUUAUCCUUAAAGUCCAUUAAAUUUUCCCAAACAAUCCAUGCUCAGUUGAUCAAAUUCGGAUUCAAUGGCAUAACUUUUCUGGGAAAUCUUUUUGUCGAUCUUUACUUCAAAGUUGGCUCUUUUAACGAUGCUUCCAAAGUGUUUGAUGAUAUAAAUGACAAAAACAUUAUAUCUUGGAACAUUUGGUUGAAUGGGUUGUUAAAGUCUGGUCAUUUUAAGCAAGCAUGUUUAGUGUUCGAUGGAAUGCCUGAAAGAGAUGUUGUUAGCUGGAACUCGAUGAUUUCGGGUUGUGGGUUGAUGGGGUUUUGGGGUUAUGGAUUGGAAGUGUUUAAGGAAAUGCAGAAUUUUGGUGUUAGACCGAGUAAGUUCACGUUUUCAAUUCUGACAACAUUUGUCUCGUGUGCUAGUCAGGCAAAGGAAAUUCACUGUAAGAUGAUUACGAGUGGUGUUGGUUUGUCCGAUUUGGUGAUUGGCAAUUCGUUGAUUGAUAUGUAUGGGAAGCUUGGCUUGUUAGAGUAUGCUUAUGGUGUGUUUUUUAGUAUGAAAGAGGUGGAUGUUGUGUCUUGGAAUUCACUGAUUUCGGUUUGUUGUAAGUCAGGUUAUGCAGACUUAGCAUUGAAACAGUUUGAUCAGAUGAGAUUGGCUGGUUAUUUGCCAGAUGAAUUUACAGUUUCCAAAGUGAUUACUGUUUGUACUAAUUUGAGAAAUUUGGAUAGGGGUAAACAAAUCUUUGCUCUGAGUGUCAAGGUGGGAUUCAUCUCAAAUUCCAUUGUUUCAAGUGCACUUAUUGACCUUUUUUCAAAAUGCAACAUAUUGGAGGAUUCAGUUCAGCUUUUUGAAGAAGUGGAAUAUUGGGACUCUGUGCUUUGCAAUUCUAUGAUCUCAAGCUAUGCAAGGCAUGGCUCACAGGAUGAUGCUUUGCUACUUUUCCAGCUUGCCAUGAGGGAGGAUUGCAGGCCUACUGAGUUCAUGCUUAGUAGUGCUCUAAGCUGUGUAACCAUCCUUUCAGUUGAGCAAGGAUACCAACUCCAUUCUUUGGUGAUAAAAUCAGGUUUUGAGUCUGAAUCAAUUGUUGCCAGUUCACUUGUUGAUAUGUAUUCUAAAAUUGGAUCAAUUGACUCAGCAAUGCUGAUUUUCUCUGAAAUACAUGUAAAAGAUCUAAUAUCUUGGAACACUUUAAUCAUGGGUUUGGCUCACAACGGCAGAGUUGUUGAGACGUUGGAACUAUUUAAGAAACUACUUAGAGAAGGUCCGGCACCAGAUCGAAUAACACUUGCUGGAGUUCUACUAGCUUGUAGAUAUGGUGCUUUUGUAGAUGUAGGAAUGAGUAUAUUUUUAUCAAUGCAGGAAGAAUUUGGAGUUAUGCCUUGUGAUGAGCAUUAUGCUUGUGUUGUGGACUUGCUCUUUCAUGCUGGUAAAUUCAAAGAAGCCUUUGAUACUUUAGAAGCAAUGCCUUUUGAACCUAGUUUUUUAGUUUGGGAAUCACUAGUUCUUGCUACUGCAACUUAUGCCGACCUAAAUUUAACUGAAAGAGUAGCAGAAAAGAUGAUAGAACUGAAACCACAGUCAUCUUUACCUUAUUUGGUGUUGAGUCGUGCAUAUGAGAUGAGGGGUAGAUGGGAGGGUAUGAUUCGAGUCCGGAAGGCAAUGAAGCAGGGGUUGAAGAAAAUUAUUGGAUGCAGCUGGAUUGGAAUAAAAAACCAUAUAUUUAUGUUUGAGGCAGAUCAGUUACAGCAUGAGGGUGGAAAAGAUCUAUUUUUAAUGUUGGAACUAUUAACUUGGGACUUGGAAGAAAAAGGCGGUAUUCAUAUACAUCAUAAGACAGAGUGUGCUGAGUGGAGUAAGAUUGAAAUAGAGCUAGAAAAUUGUAAAACUCAGGCUCUGAUUUGUUGAUAACUCUAGAGUCCUCUUCUCUCUAUAUAUCCCUUAGCCAGCAUACCUAGAAUAAAGAGGUUAAAGAAGAUCACUAUGUAUGUUUAUGGUUUUGCAUAUGUUUUUGUUUAACCCAAAUGCUAAUGAAGGCUGGCUUGAUAUACUCCUUGCCAAGUUUGUCUAGGUAUAUAUAAAUUAAUUUGAUUAGUAGAUGGAAAGUUUUGGUUUUAAUUUAAAUUAUUGAUAAAGGGCAAUGAAUAGCUAUUAUAUAGUGAAUAAUCAUAUCAUAUAACUGUUGAGUUCAUAGGCUUGAAAAAAGUAAUGACUUUUCUACACUUCUUGAAAUGCUUGAUGCUAAACUUUAG
This is a messenger RNA of Durio zibethinus, 4519 nucleotides long. Lineage: Eukaryota; Viridiplantae; Streptophyta; Magnoliopsida; Malvales; Malvaceae. The record is from RefSeq and is a predicted model, not a curated record.